UGCACUCGCACAUUUUAAAGCCGGUGAGAGCAGACGGUUUUUAGGCUGAGGGAAGAGAAAAGGAGGAAACCCACAAACCCCCUCAGUGUGGAAGGCGCUCAGUCCUCUGCUCUCACACCAUGACGACACGAUGUGCGCUCCUGAUGCUGGCCGCCCUCGUUGGAUCCUGUGCUCAGUUUACAGAUGCUGUUUACAUUGUGGGAGAACAUGAUCAGCCAUCAGAAAGAACAGAGACGGAAGACAGUUACAUGUCAGUACUUUGCUCACUGUCACCUGGACCCUCGUCUCCACCCUCCUCAGUCGACGCUCUCGGACCCGCCGAUGUCUCAGCUGUUUACACCUUGGGGAUGCCGCUGUCACACAGGCACGAAGCAUCCAACCUGGUCAGCAAAAUAACUGAGUUGCUCUCCAUGUUUACCCCUGAAAUGAUCCCUCAGCGUGUGGCUCAGGCCUCAUCGCAGCCCAGGAGUUUGUUGAAGGAAGUUGAAGAACUGUCGUGGUCCCGGUCACAUCAGGUCUCAGACUGGAAGUUUGUUCUGAUGUUUGUUUCGGCAGAUUCAUUGUGUUCCUGCUCGCCUCACGUUGCUGCAGAUGUUGAAGCUGUUGUUCGGGAUGCGGAGGGAGCUCUGCUGAUAUUGCAAGAAAAGCUGCAUCGUGCAUUAAUCCAUGUCACAGUGUGGAGCGCGUUUCACCAGCAGGACAAUUGUGACUGUAUGAGAGAUGAAGGUAUAAACCAGCGCCUACAAAAAGCAGUUCUUCUAAAAACGCUGCAGGAUUCUCUAAGUGCUGCUUUGGAAAAUCCAAGGUGGUAUAGCAGCAGGUCAGACUUCUCUGUCGUGCUACACUCUGCCCCAGUCAUCCUUGAACCCAGCUCAGACUCUGACAACCUGGGCUCUGACAUAAACCAGCUUGCUGUUCAGCUUUGGACAAACAUGCUGCAGCCAAGGACAGGUCAGACAAAGGUCAUGGACAACGGUGUAAUCGCUAUCCCCUGCCCCACCCAGGAACAACCUUUCCUGAGGACACAGAUAAAUUCCCCCUCUGACAGAGAGAUCACCCUUUACAACAAAGCCUCCUCAGUAACAGACCGCAGAAGGAAGUCAAAAUGUUCUCAGGGGAUGGGGACAGAGAUCCCCUGCACAGACCGCAGUCCAUCUCCCACCACACCAACUUCAGUGCAUGAACUCAGACCUGGAGAUAUCAAGGUGGUGGCAGCGGUGGGCGAUUCUGUGACAGCAGGCAAUGGUGUGGGAGCAAAGGUAGACAACCUUCUGUUAGUGAUUAAUGAGUACAGGGGACUGUCAUGGAGCAUCGGCGGAGAUGAAAACAUCACCACAGUAACCACCCUGCCAAAUAUCCUGAAGGAGUUUAACCCCUCACUGACCGGCUUCUCACAGGGAAAAGGUAAACAGGACAAUCCCAAGGCCUUCCUCAACCAGGCUGUGGCGGGAGCCAAGAGCGGUGAUAUGGUUCAACAGGUGCGCAUCCUGGUGGACAAAAUGAAAAACGAUUCGCGCAUUGAUUUCCUCAAUGACUGGAAAGUGAUCACUAUGUUUAUUGGGGCCAAUGACCUAUGUGACUUCUGCUCAAACAGCGUUUUUUUCUCGGCCAGGAACGUGGCCGACCGUAUCCGCGAGGCUCUGGACAUCCUGCACAGUGAAGUGCCCCGUGCCAUUGUUAACCUGGUGGAGAUGUUACCCGUUGAGGCGUUGCGUGAUCUGCACAGUGAUAAGUCUCUGGGAUGUCCCACCUGGUUUGCAGGUUUCAUUUGUCCCUGUAUACUGAAGCCUAAAGAAGGAUCCGCUGAACUGCAGAGGGCCAACGACUUCAACAGGGAAUAUCAGCGUGCCAUGAGAGAGCUGAUUGACACGGGUCGCUACGACACACGAGACAACUUCUCCGUGGUCCUGCAGCCCUUCAUGAGAAAGAUAAUACUUCCCACAUUAGAGGACGGCCGUCCUGAUCGUUCUUACUUUGCCCCCGACUGUUUCCACCUGAGCCAGAAGGCUCACACUCUCAUGGCUCAAGCUCUCUGGAACAACAUGUUAGAGCCAGUGGGGAACAAGACUUUCUCCCAAGACUUUGAAGCCUGUAUCGAUUUGAAGUGUCCCUCUGAGACUAGCCCAUUCUUCAGGACCGCAGUCAACAGCAACCACACCUUCACUGGCCCUCCGACCAUCCCUCCUCCUGUUAACAACUGGGGAAGUGACUUCUCCUGCGUCGACACGGCUCCGUCCAACUCUGUGCCCACUUCAGUUCACAGGUUACGGCCGGCAGACAUCAAAGUGGUGGCCGCUCUGGGCGACUCUCUAUCGACUGGGUUUGGUGCAAAGGCCAAGAAUCUGCUGAAGCUCUCAACCGAGUACAAAGGAGUCGCAUGGAGCAUCGGAGGAGACAAAACUCUGGAGACUGUCACAACAUUACCCAAUAUUCUGAAGAAGUUCAAUCCUCAAAUCAAGGGAAUGUCAAUGGGAGAAGGGAAAAAACAGUCUGGCUUCAACGUGGCCGUAUCAGGGGCCAAAAUAUCAGGAAUCCCAGGGCAGGUCCGACGUCUGGUUGAUAUCCUGAAAAAUGAUUCUUCAGUGGAUUUCAACAAUGACUGGAAGCUGGUGACCCUCUUCAUCGGAGGCAAUGACCUGUGUCAGUACUGCCACGACCGGGCCUCUCUGUCGCCUCAGCGCUACAGAGACCACAUGAUGACGAGCUUGGACAUUUUGUACAAAGAGGUUCCCAGGACGUUAGUCAAUGUCAUGGAGAUCUUGGAAAUCAAAGGCCUGCGCAGAGUCAAACGAGACACUCUUGGCUGCAACUGGAUUCAACCGUAUGCAUGCCCGUGCUUCAUGCAAGUAGAAGAGGAUUCUCUAGAGCUGGCUGAGGUCAAACGCAUCAAUCGGGAAAUGCAGAUGGAGGCAGAAAAUGUGGCGUACCGAGGCCGCUAUGAGGGCAGAGAGGAUUUUGCUGUGGUGGUUCAGCCCUUUUUUCAAAACUCUAUCAUUCCUUUGAAUUCUGACGGCAGACCUGAUCACACCUACUUCUCUGAGGACUGUUUCCACUUCAGUGAACGGGGACAUGCUGACAUGGCUGUAAAUCUGUGGAAUAACAUGCUGGAGCCAGUGGGUAAAAAACAGACGUACAACAAUUUCACCAAUUCCAGAAAUAGCAUAAAAUGCCCCACUGAGGAGCAUCCAUACAUCUUCACAAAGGGGAACAGCUUGACUGGGCCAGCACCCACAACCGUCAGCUCCACAACGCUCAGCACGCCCCCACCUCUCAUCGUUGACUGCUCGAACAGCGUGGCCGUUUGGCUCGCCGCCGUCCUUGCCGUUGUUGGCCUUCUGAUUGGCUGUGUUGCUACCUGGCUCUUCUUCUACUGCAGAGACAAGGGAGACAAGAAGAGGAUGGCGGAGCAUGGAGUGGGGUUGAGGAGCACUGGGUUUUAAAAGUGUCUGAACACAACGUAAUUUACGAUGAAAGUAGAAGGACAUUGUUUGUGGUGAUAAGAUAGGGUUAGGGUUAAGAUAGGCCUGUCUGCUCUGUCUACACAAGUUUAUUAUUGUCCUUGAACCACAGCAAACAUUACUGGAUGCAGAGGUGGAAAAAUGGCAGUGAGGUGUGUUAGCAUGUCAUCUGUUUUAGUUUGGAGUUCUGAUCUCCUGUUUGCUCUCCUGUCUUUGUUGAGUUUUCUGUUAAGUCUCGGUCAGCUUUGAGUUCCUUGUUGUUCCUGAACAGUUUAAGUUUGCAUGUUUGUGUCCCGCUGGGCCUGCCCCUCUUUAUAUGUUUUCGAUGAAUAGUGUUUUUUCUAAUUGGACCUGCCUCCUGCCUCCUGCCUCCUGCCUCCUGCCUCCUGCCCCCUGCCUCCUGCCUCCUGCCCCCUGCAUCCUGCCUCCUGCCCCCUGCCCACUGCCUCCUGCCUCCUGCCUCCUGCCUCCUGCCUCCUGCCUCCUGCCUCCUGCCUCCUGCCCUCUGCCCUCUGCCUCCUGCCUCCUGCCUCCUGCCUCCUGCCUCCUGCCUAGCUCCUUCAUGUGGGUCCAGCUGCGCUCCACAACCGUGACAUUAGCGUAUUUGUUCCUCGUGAAGGAUGGUAAUGGUAAAUGGACUUUAUUUCCAGUACCAUCAAAGCUCUUUACAAGUCACAUUCACCCAUACACAGACAUUCAUUCAGCGCUUCUACUGUCACACAGGGCAAGCGUCAUGGGCCAUUUGGGGUUCAAUAUCGUGCACAUUGCAAUACAGGAGCCGGGGAUCAAACCACUGACCUUCUGGUUGGUGGACGACCCUCUCUACCUCCUAAAAAAAAACGCUUUCUAGAUUCACUGGCUGCCCCUUAACUUAUUUCUGCUCUUGUACAUAUCAAUGUAAUAAAUUGAAAAGGACUUUAAAAGAUGAUUUUAGAUGUUGUGGAGUAAAACACAGAAUAGUCACCUCUCAAGUAUUUUAAAUAAAUGUACUGAGUGACCCUAACAACAGGGCACUUUGAUAGGUGUAGUGUCUGUAUUAUUUUAUGCAAUGAUACAUUUGAUAAUAUCUGAAAUAAAGUAUUUUUUUCGACAUUUAA
This is a messenger RNA of Platichthys flesus (European flounder), 4555 nucleotides long. It is a transcript of the gene plb1, whose product is annotated as phospholipase B1. Gene Ontology annotation, biological process: phospholipid metabolic process. The record is from RefSeq and is a predicted model, not a curated record. Gene Ontology annotation, molecular function: phosphatidylcholine lysophospholipase A1 activity; A2-type glycerophospholipase activity; retinyl-palmitate esterase activity. Bases 120 to 3440 code for a protein of 1106 amino acids. The transcript has 42 exons. Gene Ontology annotation, cellular component: brush border membrane. Lineage: Eukaryota; Metazoa; Chordata; Actinopteri; Pleuronectiformes; Pleuronectidae.